Molecule: messenger RNA, 1634 nt
Organism: Amblyraja radiata (thorny skate)
Lineage: Eukaryota; Metazoa; Chordata; Chondrichthyes; Rajiformes; Rajidae
Product: myc-associated zinc finger protein-like
Exons: 4
Coding region: 45-1571 (508 amino acids)
Biological process (GO): regulation of transcription by RNA polymerase II
Molecular function (GO): DNA-binding transcription factor activity, RNA polymerase II-specific; RNA polymerase II cis-regulatory region sequence-specific DNA binding; RNA-DNA hybrid ribonuclease activity
Source: RefSeq, a predicted model, not a curated record
AUCAACCAGUAAUCGUAUUUACAACUCAUUGUGUCGCCGCAUUAAUGAAUGCAAGCCAAACGAAAUAUCUCACCCAGGCACGCCUGGGCCGCUAUGAACUGACAUUGUUGAAUAAUCCAAAUUUGACCUUUCAGCAUUGUUCUACAAUAAAUCCAUCUGCCUUUUUGACGGAGCCACCUGAGCCUUGCACAGAGCCGCCCCACAAUUGUGAGAUGGCCAAUGACUUAUUAACAAAAACACAGGAAGGAUUGUCUGAUAUCCCAUUGGAAGGCAACAUACCAUCAUGGUUUGUCGAUGGCUCCUCUAUGGUUAUCCCUGAAACAGGACAGCGGGCUUCCGGCUAUGCAGUAGUAAACGGGUCACAGAUGAUUUUGGAAGAAGGAAGGUUUCAGAUUCCGUUAUCAGCGCAACAGGCAGAAUUAUUUGCCCUAACUCGAGCCUGCAUAUUAGCAACGGACAAACAAAUUAACAUCUAUACAGAUUCCCGAUACGCCUUUGGCGUUGCUCAUGACUUUGGCGCUCUCUGGCAACACAGAGGAUUCCUGACCUCGGCAGGAACACCCAUUAAGAAUGCCCUUUUUGUGCGUAAUUUGCUUACGGCGUUGAUGCUACCAGAUCAGCUGGCCAUUAUUAAAUGUACUGCACCCACUGGUGCAGGGGACCCUAUAGCAAAAGGUAAUGAAUUUGCCGAUAGUGUAUCCAAGCAAGCAGCCUGUACAUCCAAAUGCGUGGUGACAUCUGGUAAACAGAUACUAGCAAAUAGAACGGUCCUGCCAGAUAUGAGGGAGGUAUGUACAUUACAGAGGGACGCCUCUGAUAACCAAAAACAACUAUGGAAACAAGAGGGCUGUGCCAUUGACUCCACCACAGGUCUUUGGCUCACCCCGCUUGGGCAAGUUUGUGUAUCUGAUGCAUUUUUACCUGUUUUGCUAACAUAUAUUCACUCACUUACCCAUGCUGCGCGGCGGCGGCCAAUGGGAGGCGGCGGUGAUGUAGCCGGCAACCAAGGAGGGCGACGCGAUGACGUCACGACGCAGGCCCUAGUUACCAUGAUGGCGGCGGCAACGGCGGAGCAGAAGAAGCAGAAGGAGGAGGAGGAGGAUGGGGCGGCGGAUCCCCUGCUCGCCCUCUCGCUCUACGCUUACCGGGUGCACAGGCACGUGCACACAAGGGAACGGCCCUACUCCUGUGCCCAGUGCUGCAAGGGCUUCACCAGCUACAGCAGACUGCUGGUGCACCAGCGCACCCACACUGGUGAGCGCCCCAACACCUGUGCCCGGUGCGGCAAGGGCUUCACCCAGUUUAACAACCUGCUGACGCAACAGCGCACCCACACCGGCGAGCGUCCCUACACCUGCGCCCAGUGCGGCAAGGGCUUCACCAGCUCCUCCAAGCUGCUGUCCCAUCAGCGGGUGCACACCGACGACCGUCCCUUCCCCAGCCCGGUGUGUGGUGAGCGCUUAGCCAAGGCCUCCUACGCCCUGUCUCACCAGCGCGUGCAUACCAGUGGCCAGCCCUACGACUGCCCGUACUGUGGUGAGGAAUUUGACAGCUCACAGAGGUUGCUAUAGCACCGGCGGACCUACGCUGGUGAGUAGCUGCUCCCACUGUGACAAGAGAGCAUGGGGGCUGCG